UAAUGAUCGACAGGUCCUAAGAACCACAACCCUUUACAGCACCCCGGCCCCAUUCGAGACGGAGUUUCCCUUUUUGAACAGACGGUUUUUUACUUUCGACUUUCUCAUCACGUCCUUGUGGUUCUCCUUGAACGUUGGGUUGGGAGACUGCUCACCGGAGUUGACGCUGACGGCGGACCCUUUUUUCCGACUCGAAAUCUAGCGAGAUGGCGUCUCUUGGGAAAAAGUUUGGGCAGCUGCGUCAGUGGACAGGGGAGAAAAUGGGCAGCUCGCAAAAGACAGAAACCAGCGAGGAAUUCAAACGACUGGAACAGGAGACGGAUUUACGACGAGAGUUCACGGAAAAAGUUCAUGAGGCUUUGGCAGUUUAUCUAAAAUCCAUGGGAAAGCGAAAAGAGUCCCUCACAGAUAAAACCAAGAAGCUGCCACUGGAAAUCAUGGCGGACGCAAUGAUCCAUUUUGGAACCAUGCUACAUGAGGAUUCAAACUACGGAAGAGCUUUGAUCAAGUUUGGGGAAUGCCAUGAAAGGAUUGCCAAUAUUCAGUUGGAGUAUGUGACUCGUGUCCGAGACUCUUACGUGAACAAUAUUUCUCGAAUUCUUGCAGACAUGAAAGAGUACACGCAACUGAAAGCAAAGCUGGAACGACGACGCCUAGAUUUUGAUGCCAAACUGAACAAAGUGCAGAAAAGUCGAAAGGAAAAGCCGGAACUGGAAGAGGAGACGAGAGCAGCUCAAUCAAAAUACGAAGAGUCUCUAACAGACACGACACACAAGAUGAUUGAACUCAACUCCAAUGAAGAAGACCAGCUGGAGGAUCUGUUAAAUUUUAUGGAUGCUGAAGUGACGUAUCACAAAAAGUGUCUGGAUAUAAUAUCAGGUUUGCAGCAAACCUUGGCCGACAUCCCUCGUAAUCCCAAUUCACAUGCUGGUGCCGCACGAAUGUCUGUAACUGCCCGGUCAAGUGUAAAUGACCCACCGCAGCGGCGGCCUAGCGGCGACAGUUUUGGGCCUCCCUCCACAGCACGACCUACUGGGCCGGACCGCAAAUUGUCUUAUGCUGCAAAUGCAGGAUCCAUGGUUUACCCAAUGGUUGGACCCAACGGGUCCACAGUACCCGCGCCUAUUCCACAGAGACAAGAUUCCUCUUCAUCAUUACCUCUGGCGAGUGUCCCACAACCAUCAACGUCCCCAGCGAAAAAACAAGUUCGCGUUCUCUUUGAUUUCGAUGCCGAAGGACCCGAUGAACUCACAUUGCGAAAAGGCGAUAUUAUCAAUGUAGUCUGCGAAAUUGAUGAAGGGUGGUGGGAAGGCGAACUUUCUGACGGUAGUGGAACCGUCGGAAUGUUCCCAAGCAAUUAUGUUGAAGUAUUAACCAACAACCUUCCUUCCAUGCCUCCACGAAAUGAGCUGGCAGGAGGAUCCGACCCAGCCUACCAACCUAGAUCUUCCGAAGUCGAACAAACCCCCCGCCCAAACUCUGAUAUUAACCUCUCCCCCACAUCUGUUAGCCAACAACGACCGCAAGACCGCCCGUACUCCCAUAUUUCCCGUCUCUCCUUUGUCCCCACGAAUGCACCCAUCCCACCACAACAGCAGGUUACACAGGCCUCUCCGGCUGCUUUGGAAGGACUUGUCCAACGAUCCUCUGCAGCUGGCGGAGCACCCUUUCCUCCUCCUGCCUCACCCGCGAGCCGAGGUAGGAUGAGUUUCGUCGGUGGACAGCUACCUGUAUCAAAUCAUGCGACGACUGCUACUCCGUGUGGAACCUGUGGAUGUGCCGAGUUUUUGGCGAAUGCGUUUAGGAAGGAUCAAUGUAGUAAUUGUUAUCACCGGCAUUGACAAAACAAAAAGUAUCAGGAAAUGUUUUUUUUGGGGCUGUACUUGAGGUUAUGGUGGAAUUGUUUCUUAUUGUUCUCAGUGUAUGAGGGUGUAUCUGGUCUCUUUGAUAUAAUAUCAGACGAUUAGUAUAUUGGCGGUGUACUAUAAGAAAAUGAUAUGCAAAUAGAGUUGCAUCAGCCAUGUAAACAAGUACGCUACAUCUUUAAUGCUAUAUCAUACAAGAGGGGCGACAGUGCUAUUCUAUACUGC
Molecule: messenger RNA, 2090 nt
Organism: Spizellomyces punctatus DAOM BR117
Lineage: Eukaryota; Fungi; Chytridiomycota; Chytridiomycetes; Spizellomycetales; Spizellomycetaceae
Exons: 13
Coding region: 207-1841 (544 amino acids)
Cellular component (GO): cytoplasm
Molecular function (GO): protein binding
Source: RefSeq, a predicted model, not a curated record